CAGUGCACCUCAGCCCGGCCAACACCGUCACCUCCAUCCGCUGCACGUCCUCCACCACCCAGAGGCAGACAUGCAGGUGAGCGCGCACGAGUCGCUGGUGUUACUGUGCAUCCUGCUGAGGAGCUGCCAGGCCUCCAGGAACCACGCCACGGAGCUGCUGUUCCCCCCGGAGGGCGCCCCGGAGCCCGGGGGCCAGAGCAACGUGUCCCUGAACCGAGCGCGCACCGGCGGCAGGGGAGAGGGCGGAGAGGCGCAGGAGAGAGACGAUCGAAGCCAAAUCGGAUGCAGAGAGCUGAGAUCCACCAAGUACAUCUCUGACGGCCACUGCACCAGCAUCAACCCCAUCAAGGAGCUGGUGUGUGCCGGUGAGUGCCUCCCGGCUCAGAUGCUUCAGAACUGGAUCGGCGGCGCCGGCGGCAGGAAGUUCUGGGGUCGCCGGAGCAGCGGCAACCAGGACUGGCGGUGUGUGAACGACAAGACCCGCACCCAGCGCAUCCAGCUGCAGUGCCAGGACGGCAGCACGAGAACGUACAAGAUCACCGUGGUCACCUCCUGCAGGUGCAAGAGGUACUCGCGGCAGCACAACGAGUCGGGACACAAGAUCGAGGAGCUGGCGGUGUCGCCGCCGCAGCUCCUGCACAGACACAAGUCCAAGAGCAAGAGGAGGCUGGGGAAGAACCGGCUGAGCGAGAACUGGCACGAGACUGAACCCUGAGAGCCGGCACACACACACACACACACACACACAGACUCUGAAUCCACACACACGUGCAGGAGGAGGUCAUCCAGAGCUCGCCAUUGUGGAUUAUCUUUGACUGGGACUUGCUGUGAAGCUGGUUCCUCACUCCAAGCUCCGAGGGGGCGUGCUAAGGACUUGACCUUAAAGACAAUGUGAACAGACCUGGGGGUGCACAGUCUGCAGAGCUUCCCCGAACCCCUGAGCAAGGCCACAUUGUCCCAUGAUGCAGCCGUGUGCUUGUGUUCCCAUAUAUUCAUUUCAUGCCAACACCAGUAAACGACACCAAACAUCUAAAAAAAACAAUCUUGUGUAAAUACUUGUACAUAUAUCGAAUUCUUACUUGCCUUUUGAAGUAUGGCCAUGUGUAUAAAAUUGUACUAUGUAAGAUUUAUGAUGUAUGAUGUAAUAUAUUUUUCUGUGGCAACAUAUAACAUGAUACAUACGUGACGUCAGUAUGUGGGUGAAGUCGGGAAAAGCUUCUUCAUCGUUCAUUCUUGUAAUAACUUUGAAAUAAAUAACUUUUUAUCACG
Messenger RNA from Pleuronectes platessa (European plaice), 1269 nucleotides. RefSeq names its product sclerostin domain containing 1a (gene sostdc1a). Bases 71 to 715 code for a protein of 214 amino acids. Gene Ontology annotation, molecular function: BMP binding. Lineage: Eukaryota; Metazoa; Chordata; Actinopteri; Pleuronectiformes; Pleuronectidae. Gene Ontology annotation, biological process: negative regulation of Wnt signaling pathway; negative regulation of BMP signaling pathway. The record is from RefSeq and is a predicted model, not a curated record. The transcript has 2 exons.